CUUGGCGGUAACCAAUAGAGGAGCAAUCGUACGGAGAGUAAUGUUACAGCUUUGAGAGCUCAGAGAGGAGACUGCGUAUCGCCACUGCCUCCACAUACAGCCAUUGCAUCACACUGAACCAGUACAAGCCAGCGAUAAAGGAAGAAAGAUGGGUAAAGAUCCAACGAAGCCCAGGGGCAAGAUGUCCUCAUAUGCCUACUUCGUCCAGACCUGCCGAGAGGAACACAAGAAAAAACAUCCUGAGGCUUCGGUCAAUUUCGCCGAGUUCUCCAAGAAGUGUUCUGAGCGAUGGAAGACAAUGUCAGCCAAAGAGAAAGGUAAAUUUGAAGAUAUGGCCAAACAAGACAAGGUCCGCUAUGAGCGGGAGAUGAAGAACUACAUCCCACCAAAAGGAGAGAAGAAGAGGAGGUUUAAGGAUCCCAAUGCCCCCAAAAGGCCUCCGUCUGCCUUUUUCAUUUUCUGUGCGGAGUUUCGACCCAAGGUCAAAGCAGAAACUCCUGGCCUGUCAAUUGGUGAUGUUGCUAAGAGGAUGGGAGAGAUGUGGAAUAAGACAUUAGCUGAGGAUAAACAGCCAUAUGAGAAGAAGGCUGCCAAACUGAAGGAGAAGUAUGAGAAGGACAUUGCAGCAUAUCGCCAAGGUAAGGGGGGCAAGAUGGGAGCAGCAGCUGCAAAAGCUCCAGCCAAAGUUGACCAAAAGGACGAUGACGAUGACGACGAUGAUGAUGACGACGAUGAUGAUGAUGACGAUGAUGAAGAGGAUGAUGAGUAGAUCAGUUACAUAUAUAGUUCAUAAUAGAGUUCAGUCUUGUUUAUAAAGCAGUUAACCCCCUGUAAACAUUUCACUUAUGACAAAAAAGUAAAAAAAAAACACAACAAAAAAAUAAGGCUGUGUAUAUGGUAUGUUUUUAAGCUGUACAGUUUCUUUUUUCCUUUUUGUAUAGUUAACACUACGAAAAAGUGUCAUCUGUGUUUGUAUUUUUCCUCUUUUUUAUUUUCUUAGUGGUAGCUCCCAAGCCACUAUCCUUCCGUGGUACAGUUAAUGGGGAUUGUAAAAUUGGCUUAGUCAGUGGAGUUCAUUAUGGUGCCCAGCACACAUCCUAGUUUCAUUUUGGGUAGCAGUUUUUACCCUAAUGUUUUUGUGUUUUAUUUUUUAUAAUUAAAAUUAUGAAUUAUCAUUAAAUGCUGUAUCAUAAAGUUCUUUUACUGUACUUUGAAUACCACUGUAAUUGCAACAGUAAGAAAAAUUGCAGCUGUGGUUGUUGACAUUGACAUGCUUUGACGUCAAUAAACUUUUUUUUAAUAAGGAAAUAAUGUGUCACUAUUGACAGUUUAUCUCAUUGAUGCAUAGAUAUAUCAUUUAUUAGUGAUUACUAGUUGACAUUAAUAAAUUCUGAUUAACAUGAGUCAUGCAUACUUAGAAAGAAUAUUAAUAUUACAGGAAAAGAUAUCAAUUGCAUAAACUGUCAGUAAACUGAAGUUUCAAAAUUAGUGUUGCAGUUCAAGUGUGACCUCCAUUCAGUUCCAAGUGGUGGCACUGAUUGUUUUGGUUGUCAAAUACUAUAAAAAGCACUGUGUGAAAUAUGUUUUUGUCUGUAAUUUAUUUUUAAGAGUAGCAAUGUCAGACCCACUAGUGAUCCAGAUAUGAUCUGCAGAAUAAAAGGCCAUAUCAUUUAGGAAUGUGGUGAAAGAAUAUUACUUGUGCAGUAUGAACAUAUUGUAGUUCAGGCGUCUUGACUAAAUAUUUAGCCUUAACAGAUCAAAUGUAGUCAACUGGUUUACUUGGUGAGCAGCUGUAAAAAGUUAUAUAUGGGCUACAUUUCACUUGAAAACUAUGAGGCCAAGGAGAACUGUACUAUGCCCCCUCAAGUUAAUAUUUUAAACCUGGGCUGCAUCUAACAUGAGCCACCUGCUGUUCACUUAUUCUCACUACAGUUGGGGAAAAAAAGCUUAGCAUGCCACCUACUGGUCAAGAGUAGUUCCUUCCAUGUAGCAAUGUUCACAUAUCUGUAUGCAACUUAAAAUAAAUGUGUAAAUUGA
This is a messenger RNA of Sardina pilchardus (European sardine), 2037 nucleotides long. RefSeq names its product high mobility group box 1a (gene hmgb1a). The coding region runs from base 149 to 769 and encodes 206 amino acids. NCBI's taxonomy places the organism in Eukaryota, Metazoa, Chordata, Actinopteri, Clupeiformes, Clupeidae. Gene Ontology annotation, biological process: regulation of transcription by RNA polymerase II. The record is from RefSeq and is a predicted model, not a curated record. Gene Ontology annotation, molecular function: DNA binding, bending. Gene Ontology annotation, cellular component: nucleus. The transcript is spliced from 5 exons.